This is a messenger RNA of Protopolystoma xenopodis, 501 nucleotides long. The record is from the annotation of a GenBank genome assembly. Lineage: Eukaryota; Metazoa; Platyhelminthes; Monogenea; Polystomatidea; Polystomatidae.
AUGCCUCGCCACCAAGCAAGUCCUAUUUCACCCGUACUCGUUUCAGAAUCAGAAAUACAGUCGGAACACUCCCCAACCGUUCUCCCUUUCAGCCCUCUACGCUUCCUUGAUCCACCUCGCAUCCCAGCACCUUUUGGCAACGCUGAAACCCGGAUGAAUUCUUGUGUCCAGAUGGCAACGACAGUCGAUGACCUUCCUGCAUUCACCAGUCCUUGUAAUGACAUCGGUUAUACUGAUGGCAGCCUUGAUACUACCCUUUGCAUUUCCACAUACUGGGCGCGCCAAAUGAUGCAUUCGUAUACAGUUUGUGUACCACAUGAGUCCGUCUGGUCACUGCUCGUUCACGUUUUGGUAUCCAUUAUCGGUGCCGGUUGGACUGUAGAGCUAGCCGAUUCUGAUGAGCCUGAAGGUAAAGAAAAUAUGACAUCAAAGGAUGAAGGAGACUUGGUAUUCAAUUUUGAUGAUCAUUCGAGAAUUCGUCUGCUUCCUCCUCUUACCUGA